AUGGCCGACGUUAACCUCGCCACCCUCGAGGGCUUCCUGGAGAAGCAUCCGGACAUCCCCUAUGCAACCCCUUCCUCCCCAAACUACACGUCCCUACGAAAGAUCUUUGCCCGUGAUCAAGACGCUAUUCCACUAGCAAUUGUACGUCCCCAAUCGGCAACUAAUGUUUCUGCCCUAGUCAGAUUUGCAGUCUCCAACUCUAUCAAAUUCACAAUCCGUACUGGCGGCCACAAUCUCUCCGGAGCUGCCUUCGCCCAGGAUGCCUUGGCUAUCGACAUGCGGGAUAUAUCAUAUGUUAAGAUCUCAGGUGACAAGAACACGGCAGCGAUUGGCGGAGGUAUUUUGCAAUCUGAUCUUGCCACGGCUUUGGAUAAAGAGGGAUUGGCCACACCUAUUGGAGCCGUGGGCUCUGUUGGAUAUAUUGUUGGUGCUAGGCUCGUGAACGCUGAAGGAGAUGUGAUUGAUGCCGAUGAGCGGUUAUUAAAGGGACUCCGAGGCGGCGGGGGUCUGUUUGGUGUUAUCGUCGAGCUCGAGAUCAAGGUUUAUCCACUGAAGAAAGUUCUGACAGGAUCCCUGAUCCUCGAUUCUCAAGAUCUCACCAGCACUUUCAAGAAGUUCAACGCUGGCUACCUGGAACUUUCAGCAAAGGGAAUGCCUGCUGAGUUGGUAGUACAGCAAUUGAUUCUCAACACUCCCAAGGGUAAAGCCAUGUGUAUCGCUCUCAUGUGGAGCUCCGAAGAUAUCGAAACCGGACAGGCGUGGGUGCAAACAAUCGGGGCGCUAGCAACAGUUGUCAUGAACACCAUUACCGUGUCGACUGUUCCUAAAUAUUUGCAAGGAAAUGCUGCGUUGGUCCCCGAGAGUGUUCAUGGAGAAGGCUACACACACAGCUUUCGAAGGAUCACGAGCGAAGUAGCCGACGUCAUUGCUGACAGCUUGGUGACAAUGGCCGAAGAUCCUGGUUGCAUGUUUGUAGUUCACGAACUGAAAGGUGCAUCGGCAACUUCUCACACCAAUUCCGUGUUCGGUACACGAGUUGAACACUUCAUGCUAGAGAUCAUAGGCUACGCCCUCGAUAUUAAGAACAGAAAAACUGCGGUAACUUGGGCUGAUGAAACUUGGGUAGCCCUUGGCAAAACCGAGAGCGGUAAUCUGCUACCAGGUACAUACAUUUCAUUGGACCGACCUGUCGCGAAGCCAGACACGGCGCCUCUGUCGAGGUUUUAUGGUUCGAAUUGUCUAGAUGUUCUGGCGCUGAAGCAGGAGUAUGAUGCGAAAGAUGUCUUCUCAUAUGCGGUGCCUCAACUCAAGAAUUAUGUGUAG
Molecule: messenger RNA, 1323 nt
Organism: Cadophora gregata
Lineage: Eukaryota; Fungi; Ascomycota; Leotiomycetes; Helotiales; Ploettnerulaceae
Exons: 3
Coding region: 1-1323 (440 amino acids)
Molecular function (GO): FAD binding
Source: RefSeq, a predicted model, not a curated record